CACACUUUAAAAUUUGACAUUAUACCUUAUAUAAGCUGUCAUUCUCAAUUGGCAGUGGAAUGUGCUUUGAAUUUCACGACAUACCCGUUCGUGGCAUCGUUUGGUGAGUGUUGGAAUGUCCAAGAGAAUAUAAGCAGCUGGACCGCAGAUGGCUUCCCGGCCACCAUGUGUUGCCGCAAUGCCCUCACAGCUUUGUCGGAGGCACUGGCCUUGCAUAAUCACAGCCUACAUGGACCACUCUUCGUUUCCCCGCGUCAAUGGCAGAACUGCAGCACCUUAUUCUACUCCCAAUAUAAGAUGCAAGCACACUCGUGUGGCUUUGACGCGUUGUUCAUGGACAAGGAAAUCUACCAUUGCUCCAACUUGGCUAUGCAAGAUGUUGCAUCCAUGCCGCAGUACCAAGAUACCUUGAACCAAUGCUCACACUUCGAUCAACCGUUUGUUGAGGCAUGUCCCAAUUGUACCACUGCAAUAUUGAGCCUGAGAGACGCUUUGAACGGAGGCAACGGAGAUGGCCCAGACAGAGCCGUAUGCGGGGUGGCAGCUCUUGUUGCUGUUAUGGGUGGCAAACAAAAUGACCCAUCUCUCGCUGACAAAUUCUUACGCUGCUUGCCGCCGAUUUCGGUCAAAAAAUCAAAAUAUUCGGCAAGUCUAGUGUUAAUAAGCGUGCCAGUAGUGGUGGUAGUAUUGUUGUUGAUAGCUCUACUGGUAAAGUAUACACUCAAGAAGAAGAAGCAGCCAUUGAGGCCAUUUCAAUUGAAGGAGAUAACAUCAUGGGCAGGACUAUACUGCUUCACGAAACAAGAAAUCGAAAAGGCAAUGAAUUACAGGGAUGAGAAGAUAUGCCUAGGACGCGGAAGUGCCGGGCAGGUUUACAGAGGCGUUCUCCCCAGCGGUCAGCUUGUUGCCAUCAAGCAUUUGACCAAGAGCAGCCCUUCUGAUUCAUUCACUCGGGAGAUUCAAGGCCUUUCUAGACUUCGCCAUCCGAACCUUGUUUGUCUUUUUGGUUGUUGCAUUGAAGGUGACGAGAAAUAUUUAGUUUAUGAAUUUUGUGCUAACGGAAAUCUAGCUCAACAUCUACUAAAAAAAGACUGCCAUUUGAAUUGGGAAACAAGAGUGAAAAUUUUGAGGGAUUGUUCAUUUGCACUAAAGUAUCUCCACUAUCAUAUAGAAGGCUGCGUUGUCCAUAGAGAUAUAAAGCUGACAAACAUACUUCUGACGGAGGAAUACCAAGCGAAACUGUCGGAUUUCGGAUUGGCAAGGAUGAUGGGGGUAGAAGAGAGCAAGGUAUUCACAGACAUUAGAGGGACAAUAGGGUACAUGGAUCCUGAGUACAUGAGCAAUGCGAAGCUAACCUGUGCAAGUGACGUGUACAGCUUUGGGAUUGUGGCUUUACAAAUCCUUUCAGGACAGAAAGUGAUAGAGAUGGAUCUUGAUGCAAGAGACCAGCUGACCAGAAAGGCUCGAGAUGUAAGUAUGGGAAAGCGUCCGCUGAGAGAUUUUGAGGACCCGAGGCUAGGAGGCGAGGUUAACAAGGCGAACUUCGAAUCCAUAUUGCACAUAGCGGUUCUGUGUAUUGCAAAACACGGCAAGAAUCGUCCAACUAUUGAAGUUAUCUUUGACGAGCUCGACGCCGUCUAUAGGGACACCCGUUUACGCAUCUCCGCCGGAAAGCAAGACAAUAAUAAGCGCCCGCCAUCGUCGUCAACUCCAUCCACCAGCUCAAGCUCCAAGUCCCCCAAACAGAUCUCUGUUUGAUCCAUGUUAACAAAACAAACAUGGACUAUAUAUAAGGAUGCAGCUUGCAACUCUAUCUAUGCAGCGAUGGAGUGGUGUGGUGUGAAUGCUAUAUAUGUGUCUCUCCAUCUUGAAAUGCUCCCAAUACUCCCAUUAAAGGUGCUCUGUUCUGGCGAACAAGUUAUAUACUCCUGCGCCUCCAAUGGUAAUUCUUAUAGCGCCCCUACUGCAGCUAAACGGGAACGAUAGAUCCAAUACACUCCUCAAAAGGACUCAAUUGAGUUCAUUAGGUCGUCUUCAUCUAAUGAAAAAUGAAUCCGCUAAGUAGCCAAUGAAAAAUGAAUCCCCAAUGAAAAAUCUUUAUAAUGUGUACAAUG
Molecule: messenger RNA, 2114 nt
Organism: Arachis ipaensis
Lineage: Eukaryota; Viridiplantae; Streptophyta; Magnoliopsida; Fabales; Fabaceae
Product: putative serine/threonine-protein kinase PBL28
Biological process (GO): protein phosphorylation
Molecular function (GO): protein kinase activity; ATP binding
Source: RefSeq, a predicted model, not a curated record